This is a messenger RNA of Anopheles arabiensis, 3915 nucleotides long. RefSeq lists its product as uncharacterized. The record is from RefSeq and is a predicted model, not a curated record. NCBI's taxonomy places the organism in Eukaryota, Metazoa, Arthropoda, Insecta, Diptera, Culicidae. The coding region runs from base 821 to 1921 and encodes 366 amino acids. The transcript has 2 exons.
UACGGGAGCUGCAGCAUUGAAAUCAAUUCCAAACUGUUUAGAAAAAAUCAAAAUGCAGAGGUGAAGCGAAAGUGUGUAACGAGAUCCUACCCGAGCGAUGUAAAAAUGUGUGUUUGUGUUGAGAAUGUAAAAUGAAGCUUGUGAACAUCUAGCGGAAAAGUGUGGUGAACGGCAGCACCAUUUGUGAAGUGUUAACAGAAAUCGACAGGAUUUGCUACAAUUCUGGAAAUCAGGAAAAACAACUCCUACAGGGAAAGGAUACGCAAGACACACACAAACACAUACACAUGCAGUGCAGGAAGAAGCUCGUUGGUAGGAUCUGCUGCUUCCCCUUUACUAAACGGCAGCAAGUUGAGUUCCGUUUGCGUGCGAUUGUAAGUUUCUCUCAUCCCUCGCCCGUGUAAACCAUGACACAUUGCUCGCUGGUUUCUUCCCACGCAGCACCACCAGCGCAUCAUACAUCAUUCGCAUCGAUCGGCGGACGGCCAACGGACACUAACGUGUGAGGGUCGCCGUGCGAGCGCUGCUGCUUUCGUUGCACCACUUUCUACUGUUUCGUCGGGCGUGCAAAGUAGGCAGUGCUUGGAGUUGACCGAUAUCCGUUUUUUUUUCGGGGGUUUUCUUUUGUGCCAUUACUCCUUCCCUGGAUAAACCCGUGCCCGGCAGCUCCCAUGCGAGUAAUAGCGGGAUACAAAGAAACAGUACGCCCCAACCGUCGUUACAGUGUAGUGCUGUGCUGUGUGUAGUGCUGUAAUAAACGUGCCACUUUCCCGGAAGGAGUGGAAAACACACACACACACAUACUUCCGCUGCCAAUAGGAUGAUGGAUUGCACCCACAGCGGUAAUGGUGGCAGUGGCGUAAGCGGCACCAGCACCGGAUGCCACAAGAACGAUCUGAACCUGCUGGUAAAGAAUAUCGUCAAGAUACUGCUGACCACCUCGAAGUACCUGCACUGCCCGUUCUGUGCCGACGAGUAUCUGUUCGAGUUUACGCUCAAGCACCAUCUGCUGAAGAACCACGAGCGCGACCUGGAGAAGAUUGUCCGCUCGCCGGACGCCAGCAUCCGGUUCUGCGAGAGCAACAUCUGCCCGUACUGUGGCGCCCUGUUCUACUACAUCUCCGCCCUGCCCAAGCAUAUCAUGAACAGCCACAGCCGCGAAUGUCUGAUGAAGUGGCAAGCGAUCGAGCAGGAGAACAGCCUGGUGCGCAAGCUGGCGAACGAUCCGAGCAUCCAGUGCGUGCCCUGUUCGCCCGGGCUGAGCGACUUUUUCGACGAGCUUACGACGACGACGGGGGCGGCGACGGGUGGCGACGCAGGUCGCCCGACCGCCGGUAGCAGAAACAUCAUGCAGCUUACCAAACCGUCGCCCCUGCUCAAGACGGCCCUGCGCAACGUGAACAGGAUUACGGUGGCCGCGAACGGUGGCAACGGUGGCAUCGAUCCAACCGGCACGUCCGCCUGGUCGAGCUUCGGGUUCGACGGUACGCAAACGCGCCGCAGCAGCAACCUCACCAACCAAUCCGUCCGACGCGAGCUAAACUUCGGCGACGAUCGGUCGUCCGGCCGGCGGGAGGACGGUUGCUCGCCCGUCAGCGGCUCGCCGUCGCUCUGCAACCUGAUCGCGGGCAGCUGCUCGCCCUCGCCGAGCAGCGAAUCGAUCUCGUCCGCCCGCAAGCCCAAGUUCCAGCGCAAGCGCUUCAAUCUGCGCUCCAUCAAGCCGAAGCUUAACUUCCGCAAGUACGUGCUGUCGAAGUUUUCGAAAAAGUACCACUGCAAGAUCGUGACCAGCACGCCGAACAACUUCCUGGACGAUGGGCUGAGCAGUGGCGGCGGCUGCGGUGGCGGCGGCGGCAGCAGCCGCGACACGACCCGCUUCCUGCACAACCAGGAGCGCUGGAACCGGAUUCACUUCGAAUGACGAAGGUAUGGGUCGCCGUUAUCGUGCGUCGUCGAGUAUCUGUGCGGGCUGCUGUUUUGCUGCGUGUAAGGCGAAGCCCGUUUGUUUGCCUCUCGUUCGUUUCAACUAAUUCCAUUUUUUUACCCGUUGGCCAACCCUGCCAAUGGCCAACACAAACCAACCGUUAAGCGGAUAGCGUGCAACGAGAUGUACCAAAACUUGGCUGUGCAAUCAUUUCUUUCCUCUAGAGAGAGAGAGAGAGAGAGAGAGAGAGAGAGAGAGAGAGAGAGAGAGAGAGAGAGAGAACCCAUAGAGAGCAGGUUGGAGAACUGGUGGAAUGUUUUGUAGUUUGCUUUGCAGCAAAAGAAGCCGUUUGUUAACUUUCCAGCAGUUCCAGAAUGUGGCAGAGAGCGUUUAAAAUAGGCGUUAUAUCACAUUGCCGCUAUACUUCCACCAGGAGGAUCCAUUCUUCGGAGAUUGGAAGAUUCUGAUCGAAAACGAUCGUCAUCUGUGAUCGGGUACGAUGAGCUGCCAAUGCCAAUCGUAGUCGUAGUAGGCAGUGUGGAUGUGUUCUUUCUCCGUGGAAACAUGCCUUAAAGAAAAACCGAAGGAAGAUGUGAUUGCUAUGACGAGUGCUCGGUUUAAACUACAAUAUUUUAGCUUACGACGUACAGAGGAGAAAAAGAAAAAGGAGUGAUCCUCGCAACUGGAAGAUGAGGAUUCAACACACGUUACAUGGCUCUUAAACUCUUAAAUUCGAACAAGAAAAAAAAACACCAAUAUUACAACUGGACCAAUAAGAAUGUAAUCGUAAGAACGAGUGUGCGAGUGUCGUAUUGAUUCGUUCCCAAUUGCUUGUAGUAGGAGGUUACACGGCUGGCCAACCGAAAGAGAGGCGAUCAUUUUAACGUAAGGGAUAGAAAUUAAGCGAAAAGGGAGAAGGGAGCGUUGUAGUAUUACUACCUAGAAGAAGAAAGAAAUCGUAUAGUAUCGCAUUUUGAAUCACAUUCGUUAAUUUAUGAACCUAUUAAGCGGUAGAAAUAGUGUUUCGCCCUGCCGAAGCCGAAGAAAGUGCCCGUCAGGGCGUGUGUAGUUUUAAUAAGUAACGAAUCAAACAAAAAUCGAAUCUCUCGUUCUUGCCUUCGAAAGUCGAAAAGAAUCUUUUUUACAAAACGGAACCAUAAAACACCAAGCUGUUACCCCCCGCCCCCCCCUCCCAUCCCUUCUCAUAUUUAACUCUUUACCCACGACAACCUAAACAAACGUCUUAACCCACGACAACCUAAACAAACGUGAAACGAAAACUCCAAACUAGUAAUAGCGUAAAGAAAACUAAUAAGUAAUGAAUUUUAAAAUCGCUUCCUUCUCGUGCGCUUCCAAUUCGUUCCAAGAGAGAGAGAGAAAGGGGAGAAAAUAAAGUAAAUGAAAAUAGGAGCAAAUUACAAUAACUCUCUUGUCUCAACCGCGCAGGGCGUCCACAGUGUGUGCGAGGGCACUGCGGAGAGUAGCGUUGUAAGAUCGGACAUUUUUCGACAUCUUCCAUACUUAAAGCAAUUAUCUGGAACUAGCCUUACUAUGAAGAAAAAGAAAAAAAAAACAAUUAAAAACUUAUUACCGAAAUCUCCCUUAAGUAUACACACAAUUUAAAAUGAGUAACUUAUAAAUAAAUAAACAAAAGAACAACGAUCGCCAUACGCGGAACCGGCGGCGUGAAGGAAACGGCUACAGGAGUAGCGAAGUCCGCGCAGUUCGUAGUAAUAAAUAUAUAUAUUUCGAAUAGAAUCUUGGCACUAUUUACCAGAAAGCAUCCAGUAGUAGAGGCAUGCGCCUGCUAGUAGAUAAGCGUAAAGACAGUUCCAUUUACAUACCGGAUCGAUCCGAUAGAAGGAAGAAAUAGUAAUUUAUCAUUCCUUACCUUGUACCAGCAUCACAACAAGCGAAUGCAUAGUAGUAUUAGUAAAUAUCUCCCGUUAAAGUAUUUAUGUUGAAAAAUAAACAAACUUUCUCUGCUCGAA